Messenger RNA from Lactuca sativa (garden lettuce), 752 nucleotides. Its product is annotated as proteasome assembly chaperone-like protein. The record is from RefSeq and is a predicted model, not a curated record. Lineage: Eukaryota; Viridiplantae; Streptophyta; Magnoliopsida; Asterales; Asteraceae. Gene Ontology annotation, biological process: proteasome assembly.
CUGACUCUCUUCUUUCACAAGAGACCAACUCGAAUCAAAAGGAGCAAGAUCAAGCUCUUGCCGUUUCCUUUGGUUAGUUGCUGCUAUGGAUGAUGCUUCAAGUCCUUCUUUCCCUGUUCGCUACAAGAAAUUGUCGAUCGAUAUCAAGGAAAGUAAGAUCGAUAUAGUCAUUUGUAGCCACGAUGAUCAUUUUUUGGUUAUCGCUACGCAAAUUGGGACUAUGGGAACUAUAAUGCAUGCAAGGAAGGAGGAAGGGAUGCUGAAUAAUCCUACUUUCAAUGUAUCUGUGAUAUUUGGUAAACGAGAUGAGCCUAUGCUAGUGGCAUGUGCACGCCAGCUUAUUGAACAUAUAAGUAAUUCUGGCUCUUCAAAACCGUUGACGCUUUCACUUGGUCUCAAGGACCAUUCCAUGGAGACUCUCAAAGGAAUCGUUUCUGCUGUGAUUGAGAACAGAUUGUGGUAAAUGAUGCUUACUGGAUAGACAUCCACAUUUACUGGAUACAUGUUUGGUGAAAAAGUAGGAAUCUGGGUUUUUUUAUUCAGUUUUAGUUCUUACUUGGGAUUUUGUGUGACUUGAUAUGGGAUUUAGAAACUGUUAGGUAUUGUUUGGUACGCAGUAAUAUCCAAAACAGAAUGAAAAAGAACAUUAUGGUUAUUUACCGCAUGAAAAUGGAACUCCAGUGCAUAGGUGAGGAACGUUUUUUUUCUUCAUUCCUCAAUGGAAAUGGAUUGAUAUAUUAUGACUGUUUUAA